AUGGAAAAUUAUAAUUUCUCUGCUUUAUCUAUAUCUAUAUAAACAGAUGCCCAGUCUUCCUAAUCAGGUAAACAAUUUAGCAGUCCCUUGAAAUCCGAUAAAACUAACUUUUUAGAUUUAGAUAAUCAAAAACAAAUUAAUGAUUCUGCUCAAUUCUCCCAAGUUGAUAUUUCUAUCUAGAAAGAUUGCGAAGAGAAGGCAGCUUAGACUUCGGAAUAAAAAUCUAAUAGUCUUUGUGAAUCGCAAUUAAAAUAGACCAAGGUAUCUUAGAAUAAAAAGAAAUUAGCAAAGAGAUGUUAAACAACACUUUUGAUUGGACAAUCUAUUCACAAACACAACUCUUAGAAGGCUGAAAAAUAUUUCAUUAAAAAAAACAAUCAGAUUAUAGAGAAGUCAUUUGAGAAGAUUAAAGGCAAGAUAUCCAAUUUUUCUAGAAUGUUUCUUACAAAUAUAAGGUAAUUGUAGAAACCAAUUCAGGUUCACUAUUUUCGAUCUACAAUUACGAAAGUCUUGGUGAUUGAUUAAGACAUGUUGGCUGCAGAAUUUAUUGUUUUAGCAUUAAAAUAGUUCCAGAAUGACGUCAAAUUAGAUCAAUCUUUGUAUGAAUUUCCAAAUUACAGUUUAGCCUAUCAAAUUGAAGGGUAGGAUGAUUAGCAAGAUUUGGAUGAAUUUUAAUAUAGAAGACAACCCUAAAGAUACAAAAGUUUCGGAUCUCUAGAGGACAAGAUGAAAUCAAGAAGAGAAAGUUUGAAUGAAAUAGAUUAUGAUUAAAAACCAGUUUCACAGUUUGAAAUCUCAUUAGGAGAAGAUAAUGAUGACAGAAUUAUUUAAAUUGAUUUAGAAUCACCUAUGCGUUAUUAUAAAUCGGUUGAUAUUGUACCAAUAUUAGAUUCUACAUAAUUAGAUUUUGAUUUACAAAUGGCUAAAAUUGUAUAUUAAUAACAUCCUAAUCAUAUUCUUAUUCUUAUUGAGGAACCUAUCAGCAAAGGAAGAUUUCAUAUUAAGAUACAACCGAACAUGAAAGCAAAUAAGAAAUACAGAACGACAGAUUACAAUUUAAUUUUAAAAUAUCCUUGUAUUCAUAUGAGCACAGAACCCAUUAAUCUAAAAAUACCCAUCAGCAAGUUACCGAUACAUUAAUUAAUACUCACCCAAAAAUUUCAAAAUGAAGCCAAUCGCUCAUUAAGAUAAUUUUAAGAUAGUUAUACAAUUAAUAUCAACAAAGAUACAAUUUUCUCAAGAAGCAUUAAUAAGUCUUACAGAUUUUUGUAAGAGGAGGGUAAAUCUAAUGAAUACACAGAUAAAGUGAGAACCUUAUAUUCCUAUCAAGAGUUUUAGCUGCUAAAAAUUGAUAAAUAAUUUAGAAAUAAUGUUAUUUUGGGAAUUGAUUAUUUUGAUUUAUAUUACUCUUACACUUAAGAGAGAUAAAGAAAAUUCACUUUGGGGAAAUUUUGUAAAUCAAUUUCAUAAUAUUUAAUCGAAGAGCCAAUUGUACAAAAAGAUUAUAGAAGAUUACCUUUAAAUAAGAUAUUAAAUGUUGAAUCGACAAAAGAUUUUGAAUUGAUAAUAAGUUAUGAGAAAAGUCAAAACUACAAAAAAUAGAUUCAUUUUGGAAUAGAUUUAAAUUAAGAGAAAUCUAAAAUCGAUCUUCAACAAAAAACUAUCAUGAAUGCAUACAAUAAAUUAGAAUAUUUAGUGGAUUUAUAUAUAAAAUAUAAAUAACAAUUAUGA
Paramecium tetraurelia is the source of this 1731-nucleotide messenger RNA. RefSeq lists its product as uncharacterized. The transcript has 2 exons. The record is from RefSeq and is a predicted model, not a curated record. Lineage: Eukaryota; Ciliophora; Oligohymenophorea; Peniculida; Parameciidae.